AUGACUGACCCAGAUCGUCCGGAUAAUGUGCCUGUGGGUAAUGGGCGGUUCACCACCCAAGCGCAUGCCGUCGAGGAUCGCCUCAAGGCAGAUACCGUUGGACUUGUCCAACUGUCAGACUUUCGCAAACGUCGCGCCGAGGCUUUCGAGGCCGCACAAGACACCAGUAGCGGUGGAUCAACACCUCACGCAGGCGGAACAGGGCCCAAAGCAGUUUUUAAGAAGAAGAAGAAGGGCGUGAAGGCCGGUGGGCUGUCGUUUGGCGAUGACGAAGAGAAUGACGAUGUAGCAGCCCCCAGCAUUCCGCGAGCUCGACCAAAGACGCAGAAAGCCGAGGCAGGAGAGUCGGACGAUUCCAUUCCUGCUGUACCAGUGAAGCGAGCCUUCAAGCCAAACGCUGCUGUUGCGCUCCUACCAAAAGCGCAGACCAAAUCUGCACUGUUGCGAGAGGCGCAUUUGAAGGAUGCGCUGAGAAAAGAAUAUACGCAGCUUCAAGAAGCAGUCAAGGCGACAGAAUUCUUAAUUCCCUUUGUGUUCUACAGUGGGAAGAAUAUUCCUGGCGGCGUUUGCAGGGUGAAGAAGGGCGAUUUUGUCUGGCUUUUCCUAGAGCGCGCACGUAAAGUCGGCGCAGGUUUGACCGGACUAGGCGAGCAUACACGCAAAGAUUGGGCGCGCAUCAGUGUCGAUGACCUGAUGGUCGUCAAAGGCGAUGUCAUCAUUCCACAUCAUUACGACUUCCACUUCUUCAUCGUCGAUCGUAAGAUCGGAUACAAUGGACCUUUGUUUCCAUACUCCGCAGAGCCCACAUCAGCGACUCCAAAACACCUCUUGCCGGAUAGCUCCGCUUCCUUGUCGGCCGCACAACAGCAAGCUGGACUGUUGACGGCAGCACAGCGUGCCGAACAGGCGGCUGCAGUUCCCGUAGUAGAUGACUCUGAGCUCGAAGGAUUUAACGACGAUCCAGGAUCGACAAAGGUCGUGGAUCGACGAUGGUAUGAGCGAAACAAGCACGUCUUCCCAGCCAGCACGUGGGAAGAAUAUGACCCCACCAAGGACUAUUCGACUGCCAUAAGAAAGGACGCCUUAGGAAAUGCAAUGUUCUUUUCUCGUUAA
This is a messenger RNA of Dissoconium aciculare CBS 342.82, 1113 nucleotides long. RefSeq lists its product as uncharacterized. The coding region runs from base 1 to 1113 and encodes 370 amino acids. Gene Ontology annotation, cellular component: nucleus. Lineage: Eukaryota; Fungi; Ascomycota; Dothideomycetes; Mycosphaerellales; Dissoconiaceae. The transcript is spliced from 3 exons. The record is from RefSeq and is a predicted model, not a curated record. Gene Ontology annotation, biological process: chromatin organization.